Solenopsis invicta (red fire ant) is the source of this 378-nucleotide messenger RNA. RefSeq lists its product as uncharacterized. Bases 1 to 378 code for a protein of 125 amino acids. NCBI's taxonomy places the organism in Eukaryota, Metazoa, Arthropoda, Insecta, Hymenoptera, Formicidae. The record is from RefSeq and is a predicted model, not a curated record. The transcript has a single exon.
AUGGAUGACAUUCUUGCAGGAGGUGAUUCUCUCGAUGAGGCCAGGGAUGUCCAGAAGCAACUGAGUGCGCUCUUGCGCGCAGGGGGAUUCGCCUUGAGCAAGUGGGCCUUCAAUUGGAGGGAUCUAUGCCCUCACUCGGAUCAAGAGGAGAGACUUUUUUCUACUGAGGAGGCGGUGGGCGCCCUAGACGUCAUCUGGAACCGUCAGAAGGACACUUUCGCUUUGAGAGUGUCCCCGCUUGGGGACUCACGCUCUGAGGUACUAUUGGCUAUGACCAAGCAAAGAGCACUUUCGGAAGUGGCCAAGCUCUUUGACCUCUUAGAUGGGCGGCAUCGGUCCUCGUGUUUGCAAAAGUUUUUCUUCAGGAUUUUUGGCUGA